Molecule: messenger RNA, 1184 nt
Organism: Ooceraea biroi (clonal raider ant)
Lineage: Eukaryota; Metazoa; Arthropoda; Insecta; Hymenoptera; Formicidae
Product: protein TSSC4
Source: RefSeq, a predicted model, not a curated record
GAUUUGCUAGAAAUUUACCAAAUAUAACUCAGUUUGGCAGUAUUGUAUCCGUCAAAAUAAAUGUCGACAUAACCUGACAGAAUCUAUCCGAGACACUGCACAAUUGUGAGCGAGAUAUAAUCACUUUUACAAUGCACACGUCCGCCAACUUCGUUCUACGUGGUGGUUGCGCAGCAUUUGCCGACAAACAAAAAAUGUUGUUCGAUCAACUCUUGAUUGCUGAAAGCAAAUGUAACAAGCAUGACAGUCCUAACGUGGAUGACGUUCAAGUCAAGGAGAUGAACGAAAGGGAUUCAGUUUGCAGAGAUAACUGGAAGCAGAAGAGGGAAACUAAAAGGUUUCGUGGUAAGGAGAGCAUCUUUAGCCGUCCGGAGGGUCCGGCACCACGCGCGAGGUGCAAAAAUAUUCCGGACUUUCGCAAAAAUCCGCGCAAGUGGACCAGGUAUAGUCUGGAUGAUGUAUCCAAUGAAGACAUGACAGAGCAGAGCAAUACGCAGGCUGCCUUGUCAUUUCUGAAGGAAUUGAAAGCACGCAAGAAAAAGGAGGAAGCUGAUCACUGUCGUGAGAAAAUGGAUGUCGAGUCAGAAGAGACACGGUUCAAGUCGAGAAAGCAUACGUCAACGUCAGAAGUGAUGUUCAAGAAACCACAGGCCACACCGACACCAGAGGACUCGGAAGCGGUCGUUGUAGAACCGGAUGACAGGCCCGUGUUCAAGAGCAGUAAAAUUAUUUUGCCAGAGUAUCAAGUCGGGCAGAGACCAAAGAAGGUUUGCAAGCAGAAUCGACCUAUAGUUAAGGUCGAUCGUUCGAAAGAGCUGAAACUGGAUCAUUUGACGCAACUGGAGGAAGAAGACGAGUGAGAAAUGUAUAUAAAAUAAAAAACUGAGAAACUAAAAUUAUUAUACGCUAUUGUGCAUAUAAGGAAACUUAUAGAUAUUUACUUGAUUCAAAAGUUUAGAAUUAUUCAUUUGCAUGAUACACGUAGUGCAAAUAAGAUUACAAGCCGUGGGCAUGAAAUAAAUUUCUCCUAUUAAAAUAUUGUAUAUAACAAUAAGUGAAUGCAAUAUGUAAGUAUAUAACCAUCUUGAAGAAACUAUCAAUUUGAUCGUGAGUACAAUAAAUAGCUGGUUGUUUUGUCUCUUGUAAUAUAGAACAAAGAAUAUAAAUACAGUCUACAAAAACGA